Messenger RNA from Carassius carassius (crucian carp), 1259 nucleotides. Its product is annotated as transcription factor Sox-21-B. Gene Ontology annotation, molecular function: RNA polymerase II cis-regulatory region sequence-specific DNA binding; DNA-binding transcription factor activity, RNA polymerase II-specific. The transcript has a single exon. The record is from RefSeq and is a predicted model, not a curated record. NCBI's taxonomy places the organism in Eukaryota, Metazoa, Chordata, Actinopteri, Cypriniformes, Cyprinidae. Gene Ontology annotation, biological process: anatomical structure morphogenesis; regulation of DNA-templated transcription; cell differentiation. The coding region runs from base 382 to 1110 and encodes 242 amino acids.
UCACAUGUUGCAACUCUCGGUUGAGAAUCACUCGACUGAAGCUAUCAGCUGCGGUUGCUUCACCAUGGUGAAGAGGAAAACAACAGUUGAGCAGAGCUAAGGAGGAAGACGCUUCUUGUUCACCCCCUUCGACUUCAUCUGCAAUUUUUUGAGGAUAUACUAAAGAUGCAUCUGAGAACAUUGCUUUCGUGAAAGUUUAAGAAGAAUUACGCUUGGACUGUUUUUUUUUUUACGCGUCGGAAUGAAGCAGUGAAUUUAAAGCAAGCCCGGAGACUUUUACAUCGCGUAGCCUACUUUCAAAUCACGCGAAUCUUUGCCGAAGUGACAGCUCCGUCGGUGGAUUUGUAGCCACCUGAGCAGGUGAAGCGAGCGCUUGCCGUCAUGUCCAAGUCUAUGGAUCACGUAAAGCGUCCCAUGAACGCGUUCAUGGUGUGGUCCCGAGCGCAGCGGAGGAAGAUGGCCCAAGAAAAUCCGAAAAUGCACAAUUCCGAGAUCAGCAAGCGACUAGGAGCGGAGUGGAAACUUCUGACGGAGUCCGAGAAGAGGCCGUUCAUCGACGAGGCGAAGCGACUGCGGGCGAUGCACAUGAAGGAACACCCUGACUACAAAUACAGACCCAGGCGCAAGCCUAAGACAUUAAUGAAGAAAGACAAAUUCGCGUUCCCCAUGGCGUAUAAUUUGGGCGAGCACGAGGCGCUGAAAGUGGGCGGCUUACCGAGUGGAGCGCUUACCGAAUCGUUAAUGAGCAACCCGGACAAGGCGGCAGCGGCGGCGGCGGCAGCAGCAGCAAGAGUGUUCUUCAACCCUUCCAUGUCUACAAACCCCUAUUCGUUUCUUGACUUCGGCUCAAAAAUGACAGAACUUUCUCCACCGUCUUUCUCAUACGCCUCACCGUUGGGUUACCCAACAGCGGCCACGGCUUUCUCCGGAGCCGGCGCACACACCCACACGCAUUCACAUCCAUCACCGGGAAACCCAGGCUACAUGAUCCCGUGUAACUGCGCGGGUUGGCCGUCUGCAGGGCUCCAGCCACCUCUUGCCUACAUUUUAUUACCUGGAAUGGGCAAACCACAACUUGAACCGUACCCCGCGUACGCGGCGGCGUUAUGAGACUCUGAAACAGUUUCUAAAUGUGAAAUCAACGCAAUACACGUGGAGCAUGAACAUGUGAUGCCACGAUCUUCAUAUCAGAUAUCACAUGUGUUUGUAUCAUGAUUAACGCCUCUGGUGUUCUGUUCUGUUCGGCGUGGAUGUUAAUG